Arachis stenosperma is the source of this 3000-nucleotide messenger RNA. Its product is annotated as transcriptional corepressor LEUNIG_HOMOLOG. Gene Ontology annotation, molecular function: transcription corepressor activity; protein binding. The coding region runs from base 291 to 2648 and encodes 785 amino acids. The transcript is spliced from 19 exons. NCBI's taxonomy places the organism in Eukaryota, Viridiplantae, Streptophyta, Magnoliopsida, Fabales, Fabaceae. The record is from RefSeq and is a predicted model, not a curated record.
GACCCACUCGAUCAGCCAUAUAUAAGUCCCAAACAUUCACAUUAUUAACCAUCGCAUCAACACUCUUAACUCCGGCUUGAUGCACUUCACUCACUUCCGCCCUUGUUGUUCUUCGCCCAAAAUUCCUAGAUUUCUUUAGAUUCUCUUAUCUCACAUGUUCCUCUCUUCUCAAUAACAUUAUCAACAAUUUCAACGUUUGGUGUGAUCGGUACGUUGUGGGUGCGGAUUGCAUCCUCUGAUCCAAGAGACUGAGAAUACAACUUGGUCUCUUGGGAGUUGGGUUUGUCCAUAUGAAGCCCGCUACCACCAACAUGGCUCAGCCGCAGAGUAAUUGGGAGGCUGAUAAAAUGCUUGAUGUUUACAUCCAUGAUUAUUUUGUAAAGAGAAAAUUACAUAACACUGCAAAAGCUUUUAUGACAGAAGGCAAAGUUUCCACCGAUCCUGUAGCAAUUGACGCUCCUGGAGGAUUUCUGUACGAGUGGUGGUCUGUCUUUUGGGAUGUCUUCAUCUCAAGGACAAACGAGAAACAUUCUGAGGCUGCUGCAGCUUACAUUGAGACCCAGCAAAUGAAGGCUAGAGAACAACAACUUCAGAUGCAACAAUUGCAACUUAUGCAGCAGCGCGGUGCACAGCUGCAACGCCGGGAUCCUAAUCAUCCUCCUCUAGGUGGUUCCUUAAGUGCCAUGAACUCUGAAGGAAUGUUGGGGCAGCAACCAACAAAUGUGUUGGCCAUUAAAAUGUAUGAAGACCGAAUGAAACACUCUCAUUCAAUGGAGUCAGAGGCAUCUCCAACACUUAUCGAUGCAAAUAGGAUGGCCCUUCUUAAAUCUGGAACAAGUCAUCAAGGUCAGUUGGUCCAUGGUAAUUCAGGAAAUAUGUCUACUGCAUUGCAGCAACUUCAGGCCCGGACUCCUUUGACAACUGACAUCAAAGGAGAAGUCAAUUUAGGUGCCACUCCCAAGAGUUUGCCUAUGGAUAACUCCGUGUACAGACAAGCAAUUUUACAAUCAAAAUCUGGGCUAGGCGGCACAGGGUUAAAUCCAGGGGUUACAAGUCUUCCACUAAAGGGGUGGCCCUUAACUGGUAUUGAUCAACUAAGACCUGGCGGUUUGGGCGUACAAGUUCAGAAGCCUAAUUUGACAACUCAAAGCCAAUUUCUUUUGGCAUCACAACAGCAGCAAGUCUUAGCACAGUCUCAGGCACAAAACAACCUUGGAAGUUCUAAUAGUCAAGGUGAUAUGGAUCCACAUAGACUUUCUACGGUCCCUCGAGGUGGCUUAAGUGCAAAAGAUGGUCAAUCUACCAGCUCCCAAGUGCAGUCAGGUUCACCUAAGCAGGUGAAGAUGUCCCAGGCACAACAUUCACUAUCUCAACAGGAUCAUUUGCAGCAGCAGCAACUGCAGCAGAACAACCGGAAAAGGAAACAACAUUCUUCUUCUGGACCUGGCAAUAGCACUGGUACUGGAAACACAGUAGGUCCUUCACCUAAUUCACCACCAUCAACUCACACACCUGGUGAUGGAAUAAAUACAGCAAGCAGCAUGCAGCAUGUUAACAGUAUGCCAAAGAGUAUGAUGAUGUAUGGUACAGAAGCAACAGGUGGCCUUGCAUCGUCUUCUAAUUUGCUUCAGGAGGAUAUGGACCGAUUUGGAGAUGUUGGUACUUUAGAGGAUAAUGUGGAAUCCUUUCUAUCAAAUGAUGGAGGAGAUGAAGGUAGUCUCUAUGGAAGUAUAAAACAAAAUCCGGCUGAGCAACAAAAGGAAUCAUCAAAAGGUUUCACCUUUGCUGAAUUUGGUUGCAUACGAACAAGGAACAGCAAAGUUACUUGCUGUCAUUUUUCAUCUGAUGGAAAAUUACUUGCCAGUGCUGGACAUGACAACAAGGUUGUCCUUUGGAACAUGGACACUUUACAGACAGAGAGCACUCCAGAAGAACACAAGUUGGUUAUUUCAGAUGUCCGUUUUAGACCAAAUUCAUCUCAGUUGGCGACAGCUUCAAUCGAUAAAUCUGUGCGGUUAUGGGAUGCAGCCAAUCCAAGCUAUUGUGUGCAAGAAUACGGUGGGCACAGUGCAGCAAUUAUGUCUCUUGAUUUCCACCCAAAGAAGACUGAUAUGUUCUGCUUUUGUGAUAGUGAAAAUGCAAUUCGGUACUAUGAUAUUACUUCAUCCUCCUGCACGCAUGUAUUGAAGGGUGGAAAUGCUCAAGUGCGGUUUCAGCCUAGAGUGGGGCAAGUACUAGCAGCAGCUUCUGACAAAGUAGUGUCAAUUUUUGAUGUUGAAACCGACAGACAAAUUUAUUCACUUCAGGGACACUCUGAAGCGGUGAACUAUAUUUGCUGGGAUGCAACUGGAGAUUUCUUGGCAACUGUGAGUCAAAAUUUGGUGAAGAUUUGGACACUGGCCUCUGGAGAAUGCAUUCAGGAGCUUAGCUCAAAUGCAAACCAGUUCCAUUCUUGUGUCUUUCAUCCAAGCUAUUCAACUUUGUUGGUGAUUGGAGGGUUUUCGUCCUUGGAGCUGUGGAACAUGGCUGAGAACAAAAGCAUGACAAUUUCUGCACACGAGAAUAUAAUUUCCGCUUUGGCUCAAUCUCCUGUAACCGGUAUGGUCGCCUCUGCAAGUCAUGACUGCUCUGUUAAGUUAUGGAAAUAAUUAACAGGUUAUAGGCUCUCUUGUACUUACUCAAUUCUUUGAGUCACACCCUUUAUUAUGAAAGAACUCGGAGAUCUGUAUUGGAAGGAAAAAUUGGGUCUCUGAACAUUAUGCAAUAAUAUUAAUUAGUCUGCAAUAAGGUGUAAGUGUAAUGUCACAUAUAUACAAUUUUGCGCUAUAUUUAGUAUCAUAAGAACAAGCAUGUGGCGAUUUUCGUAGUUCUAGUGACGAUUAUCAAAGUUGUUGUUAAGGGAAAUGUUUGUCUUGUCGCUGAAGAUGUAAUUAUCCGACUAUUUGUGAUUGCUUGUAUUAUUAAUCUUGUUUUCUAUAAACUGGUCUUUGGUAUUUAUUA